AUGGAUCAACUCGCAGUCGAGCUGCUGACCGAAAUCUUCACUAUGGCAUGCACGGACGGUGGACAGGCCACAGCACGCUCGCUAUCCCUCGUCUGCAAGCAGUACAACGCCGUAGCGCUCCCACUCCGUUUCCACUCAAUCCGCCUUGGGGCCGACGCCACCCGUAUCAUGCCACUCCUGGCCGCUCUAGAGCAGGAACACGCUAUUCACGACCCCGCACACGCCCCCAAAGUGCGACAUAUCCGCCUGGUCGACAUGGCACGGCUGUGGCAGAAGGGAGUACGGGGACGAAACUCCCUUUACCAUGCGGAAAUAGCCAAACCUUGGUUUGCACUACUAUCCUCAAUACUCCGCCUCGCCGCACCGCACCUCGAGACACUGGCGGUCUGUGGGUACUAUCUGGCGCAGCUUAUGCCGGCAGUGGAAUUCCCCGCUUUGCGCGAGCUGUACUGUGUUGCGGGCCCGAAACACUUCAGCUCCGUCGCGAAAGGCAUCGAACCGGGGGUGAGGCUCUAUCCCGCGCUGGAGCGACUGCACCAUGUAGGAGACUUCAACUCGGAUGUGGAGGGGUGGGCACAUCACGCCCCUAAUGUGACGCACCUCUACGUGUCGCAAAUCUCCACUAAAGCUGGUGCAUACAUUUUGGCAAAGGUCAAUGGUAAGGCUUUUGGUUCAGGGAGUAAUACUAUGAUCAUUCGGCUCUUGCUGAUCGCUGUCUUCAUCCAGGCGCACCUUCUUGGGCUACCAGGAACUCAAAAGGACCGCGCGGCUCAAGGAACUUGGAACAAUUCAAUGGUAGGUCUGCAGCUCAUGCCAGUGUACCGAGUCAUGUUGAGUCUGAGUAAACAACCGAAUAGGAACACACCACUCUCCGACGGAUAG
Trametes versicolor FP-101664 SS1 is the source of this 882-nucleotide messenger RNA. RefSeq lists its product as uncharacterized. The record is from RefSeq and is a predicted model, not a curated record. Lineage: Eukaryota; Fungi; Basidiomycota; Agaricomycetes; Polyporales; Polyporaceae. The coding region runs from base 1 to 882 and encodes 293 amino acids. The transcript has a single exon.